Molecule: messenger RNA, 246 nt
Organism: Mesorhabditis spiculigera
Lineage: Eukaryota; Metazoa; Nematoda; Chromadorea; Rhabditida; Rhabditidae
Source: the annotation of a GenBank genome assembly
AUGGUGUGCGUGCCGUGUAUCAUCUUGCCGGUUCUGUUGGCCAUCUACCUCAAGUUCAUCCAGCCGCUCAUCAUGCGCUUCAUGCCGGAGCGAUGGGUGCAUUUCCUCGACCCGAUCCUCUACCCAACAUGCCCGGUUAAAAUCCCGCCUCCAGCGACACCGAGCGCACCACCGAUGGAUGGAGAAGUAGCAGAGGAGGCCACCACUUCGUCUUGCUGCGCCGACGAUGAAAACAAAAAGACAAAA